Medioppia subpectinata is the source of this 1086-nucleotide messenger RNA. The record is from the annotation of a GenBank genome assembly. NCBI's taxonomy places the organism in Eukaryota, Metazoa, Arthropoda, Arachnida, Sarcoptiformes, Oppiidae.
AUGGGAGCCAAACGCGAUUACGAGUGGGUCUACACCGAUGAACCGCACGCCACCCGACGGGCACUGAUUUUGGCCAAAUAUCCGCAAAUUAAACAACUUAUGAGAGCCGACCCUCACAUCAAAUGGAUAGUCGUUUGUAUGGUUUUCGUACAAUUGGUCUCAUUUUAUUUAAUAAGAGAUGUGACCUCUUUCUGGCAAUUAUUUUUGUUGGCCUAUUGUUUCGGCGGUUCUAUUAAUAUAUCACUGCAGACAGCCAUCCAUGAGAGCGUUCACAAUCACCCGUUUGGGCCCUCCCGGCCGAUGGCCAACAAAGCGCUCGGCAUUUUUGCCAAUUUGCCGAUUGGUAUACCUAUUAUGGGCUCCCAUAAGAAGUAUCACUUAUUACACCAUCGAUAUCAGGGCGACGACAUACUCGACACAGACAUCCCGUCCCGUUUUGAAGUAAUGUUUUUUAAUUCAACACUUAUGAAGACAAUAUGGAUGGUAUUGCAGCCCGUGUUUUACGCACUGAGGCCUAUAUUGGCUCAGCCAUCGUUUGUGGUAAACCCCAGUCCUCUGGAACUGACGAACAUUAUUAUCCAAUUACUAUUCAACGUAUUGAUUGGCCAAUGGCUGGGAUGGCAUGUCGUGGCGUAUAUGAUCGGCGGAAUGGUGUUGGGUAUGGGUUUGCACCCAAUGUCCGGACAUAUAAUCUCUGAACACUUUGUGAUGUUUGACGAGAGGAUUGAUUUGUUAAAGAAGAUUAAAAAAGAUCACAUCGAGACCGACGAGUAUCUGAAACUAAUGCCUGAGACCUAUUCAUAUUACGGACCAAUUAAUAUGAUAAUGUUUAACCUGGGCUAUCACGUCGAGCACCACGACUUCCCGUCCAUUCCCGGUGCAAAUCUGCCCCGAGUUCGGGAAAUCGCUCCCGAAUUUUACGAUUCCCUUCCGUCGCACAGUUCGUGGACUUAUGUCAUCUGGAAGUAUAUAACGGAUCCAAAGAUCGGUCCCUAUUCUCGAGUCAAACGACCGCAUCGUUUCGGGAAAAAGGAUGAAAAGGCCGUCGAUUUUAUGAAUGAAGUCAAUGCAGUAAUUGUUAAGUAA